AUGCCGAUUGCCAUGCUCGCGCUCCAUGUUAUGCUGGUUUCUGCUGUUGCGCAGGCCGGUUUCGCAUGCCACCUCAUUUUUCGGUCUCUUCCCACGGAGAGUAUCUGCGCUACUUACAAGUAUGGACCGCGUGCGUGUUGGAAUGCACUUGUUUCUGUUGUGAGGAAGACUGUGCUACCCUCUGGGCAGGAUCCUCUCGACCAGAAGAUACGACAGAUGAUAAUCCGGUCCCGUCUCGAAGUCUUCGCUUUCAUGUUGCCCAUUGGACUGGCCCAGAAUACAUGGCUAUUGCUCAAUGAUUUCAUCCGCAACCGCGUAUGGACAGUACUGGCUUGGUCCUGGUACGGGAGAUCGUCCGGCGAGGACGUAGCAGAGCUAUUGUCCCCAUGGUUGAUGAUCCUAUUCAGGCAACUUAUGACGUUGCUUUUUCUCGCGUUCCCACGGCUCAUCAAUCCCUCAUGCAUUCGUGUAGGAGUUUCUAUGGUGUACUUGCGCCUUACCAUCGAGGCUUUUAUGCGGAGCGAGACGGACUUCGCCUCUUGGGUUGCCAUUACGGCGCCAACGCGCCUCGGGGCCAGCGUCAUGCUCGGAGAGCCUUGGACGGCCACAUGCUUGAACGUGGUGCUUUCUGCAGUGAGCUGCUGGUGUUAUCAUGCAGAGUGGCAUAUUAAUUUCCAUGUUGUUCACUGCUGCAUCACGUUGGCCAUCAUUUAUGGUCUAGACUGCGUGCGGUACGCGCAGUUCAGGGCCGUGCUGGAAGCCAGGAUGUCCCAUAGCGUGGAGGUCGCGGCGGAUGGUCUUCUCACCCGGCUGUGCGACGCGGUGGUGCAUAUGGGAGAGGACCUGCGAAUCACCCAGCCAUCGCCUCACCUGGCCGCGCUGCUCCUCCGUCAAUGCUCAGAAGAGCAAGAACAGCACAACCACAAACUUUCGGAGGUCCGCGUAGAUUUCUUUGGUCGGCGCCGACCCCCCCGCUGGCGGCGCCUCUGGCGUCGUCCCUAG
Molecule: messenger RNA, 1002 nt
Organism: Prorocentrum cordatum
Lineage: Eukaryota; Dinophyceae; Prorocentrales; Prorocentraceae
Source: the annotation of a GenBank genome assembly